Messenger RNA from Trypanosoma grayi, 506 nucleotides. RefSeq lists its product as hypothetical. The annotation marks the transcript as partial. The record is from RefSeq and is a predicted model, not a curated record. The transcript has a single exon. NCBI's taxonomy places the organism in Eukaryota, Euglenozoa, Kinetoplastea, Trypanosomatida, Trypanosomatidae.
AUGCCGGCCGCCCCAUUGCGGCAACACGGUCCAGCACCCCGUAUUGUCGGGGGAAGCCAAGCGCCAGCAACGUUCGCCACCUGGAGAACUUUGCGGCGCGAGGUUUGCGGCGUCGCGCAGUACCAGGACCCGCCGCGCCUUGCUGGGACACAGGAUUAUAUUCGUCGGUCUUGGGGCGCGUGUUACCGCGCCGUCAGCAGUGUCAUCCGCACCAAUUUGCUGCUUAGUGGAAAUGCGGAAGAGAAUCCCGGCCCCACAUUGAGGGGCAUGCAAUGGAACUCAGCCGGGCUAACACAGGCCAAACGCAUAGCCUUGGGUAAACAGCUCUACGAGGACGAUAUCACGUUCUGCUUACUGAGUGGGGCAAAAAUGUCCCACCCCCCUGAAGCAGCUAGUUUUGGACUCCCUGGGUUCCAACAUUAUGGGAUAGCUCGCACCUGUCGUGGUGGAGGUGUAUCAAUCCUCAUCAGGGAUGGGAUACAGGUAGAGACAGGACCGGCGCUUGU